Saprolegnia parasitica CBS 223.65 is the source of this 1371-nucleotide messenger RNA. RefSeq lists its product as hypothetical. Bases 28 to 1344 code for a protein of 438 amino acids. Gene Ontology annotation, biological process: succinyl-CoA metabolic process; tricarboxylic acid cycle. The record is from RefSeq and is a predicted model, not a curated record. Gene Ontology annotation, cellular component: succinate-CoA ligase complex; mitochondrion. NCBI's taxonomy places the organism in Eukaryota, Oomycota, Saprolegniomycetes, Saprolegniales, Saprolegniaceae. Gene Ontology annotation, molecular function: succinate-CoA ligase (ADP-forming) activity; metal ion binding; ATP binding. The transcript has a single exon.
CCUCACAAUUUGCCGUGCCAAAGUAAGAUGAGCCUCUUCCGCACCGUCGCCAAGGCCACGCCGCUCCUCCGCGCGCCGGGCCAGCAAGUCCGCCGCCUCAACCUCCAUGAGUACCAGUCGAUGGAGAUCAUGAAGUCGUUCGGCGUUGCGAUCCCGGCCUCGCUCCAUGCGACGACGCCGGCCGAGGCCGAGGCCGCCUACAACACGCUCAAGGGCGGCGACGCGACCAAGGACGUUGUCAUCAAGGCGCAGGCCUUGACGGGCGGUCGUGGCCUCGGCCACUUCAAGAACGGCUUCAAGGGUGGUGUGCACAUGUGCACCAAGCCGGAAGAUGCCAAGAACUUUGCCGAAAAGAUGCUUGGCGAGACGCUUGUCACCAAGCAGACGGGCGAGAAGGGCAUUGAAGUCGCCAAGGUCUUCUUGAUGGAGCGCGUCUACAUGCGUCGCGAAAUGUACUUUUCGAUCCUUAUGGACCGCGCCUCGAACGGCCCCGUGCUUGUCGCGUCGCCCGCCGGCGGUACCUCGAUCGAGGACGUUGCGCACGCGACGCCGGAAUUGAUCUUCAAGGAAGCCGUCAACAUCACGACGGGCCCUACCUCGGAGCAGCUCAACCGCCUCGCCGCCAACAUGGGUCUCUCGGGCGAGUCGCAGAAGCGCGGUGUCGAGCUCAUGAACAACUUGUACAACAUGUUCAUUGGCACGGACGCCACGCUCGUCGAAAUCAACCCGUUGGCCGAGACGCCGGAGGGCAACGUGUACGCUUGCGACGCCAAGAUCAACUUUGACGACAACGCGUCGUUCCGCCACAAGGACAUCUUUGCCAAGCGCGACAAGACGCAGGAGGACCCGCGUGAAGUCGAGGCCUCGGCGUAUGACCUCAACUACAUUGGCCUCGACGGCAACAUUGGCUGCCUCGUCAACGGCGCCGGCUUGGCCAUGGCCACGAUGGACAUCAUCUCGCUCUUUGGCGGCUCGCCGGCCAACUUUUUGGACGUCGGUGGUGGUGCGACCGAGUCGCAGGUCAAGAAGGCGUUUGAGAUUUUGAACGCCGACCCGCAGGUCAAGUCGAUCUUGGUCAACAUCUUCGGCGGUAUCAUGCGCUGCGACGUCAUCGCCGCCGGUGUCAUCGCCGCGGCCAAGGACCUCGGCAUGAAGAAGCCGAUCGUCAUCCGCCUCCAGGGCACCAACGUCGAGAAGGCCCGUCAGUUGAUCGAAAACAGCGGCUUCCGCAUGAUCGUCGCCAACGACUUGGACGACGCCGCCCAGAAGGCCGUCAAGAUCGCCGACAUUGUUGCCCAGGCCGAAGAGGUCCACGUCAACGUCAGCUUUGAGUUGCCUUUGUAAAUGUAAUGCAGAAUUGAUUACACACUC